Colletotrichum godetiae is the source of this 1719-nucleotide messenger RNA. RefSeq names its product guanine nucleotide exchange factor. Bases 1 to 1719 code for a protein of 572 amino acids. The transcript is spliced from 3 exons. NCBI's taxonomy places the organism in Eukaryota, Fungi, Ascomycota, Sordariomycetes, Glomerellales, Glomerellaceae. The record is from RefSeq and is a predicted model, not a curated record.
AUGGCCGAAGAACAGAAGCCCGUCGAGGUCCCCAAGGAGACUGUCCCUGCCACCACCACCGCUGAGGCCCCCGCCGCCGAGACGAAGCCCGUUGAGACCACGGAGACUCCCGCCGUCGCCCCUGUCGCUGCCGAGACUGCCACCGAGACCCCGGCUACCACCACCACCGAGACACCUGCUGAGGCCACUGCCACUGAGGCUGCUGCCCCCGUUGAGGAGGCCAAGAAGGAGGUUGUCCCCGUCGAGGAGGGCACCCUCGAGCACAAGGGCAUCAACUUCCCCAAGAACUUCAUCUACUCCAAGGAGUUCUUCUGGUUCGGAUCCGACGCCGUCGAGUCCAAGAACCUCUCUUCCUACCUGAAGAGCGAGAAGUCUACCGAGACUGCCCACCACAAUGCCGCCUGGGCUUCCCACACCGGCAAGGGUCUCCUCUUCUUCGGCGACAAGACCGCCCCCCAGGGUGUCAUCAACUUGGCCGAUGCUUCUGAGCCUUCCACCGACGGCGCCAACAAGUUCCACUUCACCGCCAAGGGCCACAAGCACACCUUCAAGGCUGCCAACGCCGAGGACCGUGACAACUGGAUCUCCCAGCUGAAGCUCAAGGUCGCUGAGGCCAAGGAGCUCGCUUCCACCGUUACCGAGACUGAGGCCUACAAGACUGCCCUCGAGGCUUUCAAGCCCGCCAAGAAGGAGGAGAAGAAGGAGGAGAAGGCCGUCGAGGCCCCCGCCACUGAGGCCGUUGCCGCCACCGAGACCCCUGCUGCUGACAUCGCCGCUGUCCCCGCCACUGAGGAGGCCGUUGUUGAGACCCCCAAGGAGGAGGAGGUCAAGAAGGAGGAGCCUAAGCGUCGCUCUGCCAGCCGCAAGCGUGCCUCUAUCUUCGGCAGCCUGCUUGGCAAGAAGGAGGAGUCUAAGAAGGAGGAGAAGGAGGAGACCGCUGUCCCCGCUGUCGCCGAGACUCCCAAGGAGGAGACUCCCGUCAUCCCUGCUGCCACUGAGACCCCCGUCGCUGAGGUCCCCGCCGUCGAGGCUCCCGUCACUCCCGCUGCUGCUCCCGCUGCUGAGACUCCUGUCGUCGCUGCCACUGAGACCGCUGCUGAGGACAAGCCCGUCGAGACCGCCAAGGAGGAGAAGAAGCCCCUUCCCACCAAGCGCAACAGCAUCUUCGGUGUUUUUGGCAAGAAGGAGAAGAAGGCUGCCGCCGCUGCUGAGGCCGAGACCCCCGCCGCGGCCAAGGAGACUGAGGUCACUCCCGCUGCUGAGACCGCCCCGGUCAUCCCCCCCGUUGAGGCCACCACCCCCCUCGCCGUCGACGUUGCCAACCCCGGCACCGUUCCCGUUGAGAACAAGGAGAUCACCCCCGCCACCAACGGCGAGCCCCGUCCCGACCUGAAGGAGAAGCGCAAGUCUUCCCUUCCCUUCGGCUUCGGCAAGCGCGACAAGUCUCCCGCCAAGUCCCCUGCCCACUCUGACAACGAGGAGGCUGAGAAGCAGGAGAAGACCAGCGCCUUCUCCAAGCUCCGCGCUACCAUCAAGGGUCGUGGCAAGACUGAGAAGCCUGCCGACAAGCUCGAGAAGACUGAGGAGAAGCCCGAGGAGACCCCCGCCGUCGCCACCGAGACUCCCGCUGCCGAGACCUCCAAGGCCACUGAGGAGCCUGAGAACAAGCCCGAGAACGUCGCUUCUUCCACUCCUGCCCCCGUCACCGCCGCCGCAUAG